AUGAAAGGCGAAAAAAUUGGUUUCAACGUGAGAAACACUAUGAAAGAAGAGUAUGAACAAGUAAGUAAUGGACGUGCGUUCAUGUUUGUUUUGGUCUGUGCCUCCCUUCGCAUUCUAAUUAUUUUAUUAGUUAGUUUUACUUUCUAA
This is a messenger RNA of Arabidopsis thaliana (thale cress), 147 nucleotides long. RefSeq lists its product as uncharacterized. Bases 1 to 147 code for a protein of 48 amino acids. Lineage: Eukaryota; Viridiplantae; Streptophyta; Magnoliopsida; Brassicales; Brassicaceae. The transcript has a single exon. The record is from RefSeq and is marked reviewed.